Messenger RNA from Plectropomus leopardus (leopard coralgrouper), 3643 nucleotides. RefSeq names its product glycolipid transfer protein domain containing 2b (gene gltpd2b). Gene Ontology annotation, biological process: ceramide transport; intermembrane lipid transfer. Gene Ontology annotation, molecular function: ceramide 1-phosphate binding; ceramide 1-phosphate transfer activity. The record is from RefSeq and is a predicted model, not a curated record. NCBI's taxonomy places the organism in Eukaryota, Metazoa, Chordata, Actinopteri, Perciformes, Serranidae. Gene Ontology annotation, cellular component: cytoplasm; cytosol; membrane.
UGGUGGGAGGAGAGGAAAGGGAGCAAGUGUUUACUCGAAACUGACCAGGAAUAUAGCUCAUAUAUAGAAGAUGAAUCUGGAGGAGGAGGGUUACUGGCGGACAAGCUGCGUCGGCUCUGCAUUAUCAGCCAGUGGCCACACACUCGGCUGAUCUCUGGACCCUCAGAUUGAGCAACACACCAGGAGACAGGCAGCUUCAAAAUCAAUCAGAAACAAAGACAGCAGAGAGGAAAGACGUGAUUCAGAGAAAGGAAAACUAAAAAAGAAAGAGCAACAGCAGGCUGACUUGUGACAGAGUGAGGAGGGAACACAGCUGUUGUAAAACAGAGUUAAACAUUGAUCGAGGCUCUGUGAGGUAUAAUGGCUGAGAGAACUUUUUAUUUAAGGUUUUGGGGAGGAGUAUGAUUUAAGAAAACAGGGGGGUCAGGGGCAGGGGUCCGGCAGGGAGUAAUUGUGGUGACAGCCAGUGCUAGGGGACAAGGACUCAUGUGAGACACAGAGGAAUUAAAAUAUAAAAGAGAAGGAAAAGAGAAGAACUGACAGACCCAAAACUGGAGUUCAGCAUGGGCGUUAAGAGCAAGGCGGCUGCUGCUAUCUUAGUCCUGCUGCUGUUCCUUGGCUCCCUGUGGCUCCAGGGGAGUUUGGAUUACCACUGGGAUUCUUGUUUAAAAGGAUAUAAUCAGGGGAAUACGCUCCACCAGCUGUACAACAGCAGUGGGGCCGAUGGGGCUGAGGGCCCACAGGUCAUAGAGGGGUGCCCUGGUCAGAACUUCCAGGUGUCACUGCUGCUCUCCCACCUGGUGCUGGCUGCACCGGCUUCCUCCUCUGACGUGUUGCUGCAGCCGUAUCUGUCCAGCUGGGACGAGCUUGUGAAGUUUAUGGAAGCUCUGGGCCCGAUGGUGGGUCUGAUAUCCAAAGAGAUAAAAACCAAGACCUCAAUAAUCCGCCAACUGGCCCUGCUGGCAGACGCGGACCCUGAAGCAGAGCUGGGCCCAGAUGUACACUCGAUAAACAGCGUGGGCACAGAAGCUGGAGCAAAGGACAAGCAGGAGCCUUUGCAGCACACUGGUGCCUACCACUCUGUGCGCUCCAUGAUCUGGGUAGAGCUGAAACGAGGACUGGUGGACUUCAAGCACCAGACGGACUCAGGAUGCCGGACGCUUCUGCGUCUGCAUCGCGCUCUGCUGUGGCUAAAGCUUUUCCUGGAGAAGCUGGCUGAGACACCAGUGGCCGGGCGGCUGAGGAGCCCCUCAGAGCUGUGUCGCGAGGCCUACAAGAGCACCCUCGCUGAACACCACACCUGGUUCGUCCGCACGGCCGCCGAGGUGGCCUUUACCGCCAUGCCAGAGCGGGCUUUCUUCUUCAGGCUGGUGUGCGUGCAGAACCAAGAGGAGAUGAGCGCAACGCUGAACAGAGUAGUCCAGGCUUUAGGAGAGGUUUAUGACAGGACGCAGAAAGCCCUGGAGGAAAAUGGCAUGCUGGACUUGCCAUAGAAAAGUGGACCAUCAGAUUUGACUUUAUUUGCACUGUCCUCAUGGUAUCCUGGACAUCACACAUCAAGCUACAAAUGUGGUGUAAACCUCCCAAGGAAACAUGAAUGGACCUUUUCAGCUAAAAUACACAUGUGCCAUAUUUUUCCUCCCAACCAAAGUGCUGCGUCAACAAUCAACUGCUACUGAAAGUUAGUUUGCUUUUAGUCUGUAGACAUUCCUAAACAAAUUUUAUGACAACAUGACUUCUCUACUCAAAGCAGGGGCACCCCCCGGCAAAAACAGUUGGAGGCUGAUAUUUCUGUCUUUAAGAGGCUGUGGCACUCUCAUUUUUAAAUCUAGCAUGAAGAUAGCAUUUUGUGAAACAAGACAACCUAAGGCAUCAGCUGGUACCAACUAUGUUGGCAUAGCUUGUCCAAAAGGGUGCUAAAUAAUGCUCCAAACGUAGGCAAAUUUUGAAAGGUAACAACUGGUAUGGUCAGUUUUCAAAGGGGCCCCUAGAUCUCUCACCUCACGAUAUCUGUAUAAGAAAGGGUUCAGUAGAUACCAACUCUCCCCUAAACUUGAGAUUGCUUGUUCCCAGUAAGUAUUUUCUUCCUUACAAUCAAUGUUCUCCUUCAAAUUAAAGCUGUUUAUUUGUCUUUUUAAGAAAAAGGACAACCAGCCUAUUUGAAGAACAAUGAAUCGCACAUUAAGACAAGAUUGUUGUGAAAGUUGAGGUUGUCAAAUACCACCACUUUUGCAGUGCUUUCAGAGUAAGAUCCAAACGCCAAAAGCCACUUUUCAUGUCCGAAUUAUAUCCCACUGAACAGAACCUGUCUCGGUGUCAAUAUACGGUGGCGGAUGACCAGACAGCACCUGCCACAUCCGCAUGAUAAGCGGAAAUCCAGCAUCACUCGUCGCUCAAACAUAACCACAGGUAGCAUUCUCCCACCAUGUGCUUGUGUUGACAUCAUGGUACUGACAUCCCAGUGCGAAAAUAGCUGACGCAAAAGAAUAACUUGAGCAUAAUAAUGUAUGUAGAUGCAGAAGUCCAAUGCAAAGCAGCAAUAUGUGACUACUUGGGAUUAGACCAUGAUGGCCACCCCAAGUUGCAACCUCGGAGGCAGAAAAAUUAAGGCAAUGCCAAAGAAACUAUCAGUUUCUUGAAUAGUCUCUGGUGGCAAAACAGAUAAAUCCCCAUAGUGUUGAAAUGACCAACUUAACAGUAGAAAUAAACAUGUUUACAGGCUGGUUCAAAAAAAAAAAUGUUUUGGUCUCUACAGCUAAUUCCAAGUUUUAAAGCUGCACCUAUUUAAGAGCAGGGCCGCUUGAGUAACAGGCUGUCUGCAAGUUGUUGCAACAGUCUGUGAGUCAGAUCCACCCCUGACUCCUCGACAGCUCCGACCUCUCAUCCAAAUAUGGUCACUGCUGGCUCCAAAAAACCAAGAUGACAAGGGCCAAAAUGCCAAACUUGAGACUUCAAAACAGCCAUCAACAAAUCAGUGGGUGUUGUCAUGGUAGCCACAUGCAUUAUUUCAUGCAGUCUACGAUGUCACCCCAAGCCUCUCAGUGGCGCCAUCUGCCCAUCCCGUGAAAAAUUUCUGGGGGCGCCUCUCCCUUAGAGAGGCAUUUUUAAGGCAGCUGAUGAUAUAUUUAGGCUGGCUGAACACAGACUGUGACUUUUUUUAAGAAGGUGGACUCAAUAAAAUGAACAGAAACCCAUUUCAAUACCCUGCAAUAAACACAGCAUUUGAUACGCUUAUUAUGUUGUGGAGACUGUAUCAGGGGGAGGGGAUUUUCUAAUGGACUGUAUGAGAUUGUAAAGUUCACAUUUUUGUGCCUACCUCUGCCCAUAUGUGAUUUUUACAUUCAGAAUUCUAUUGAAAAUGACUGCUGUUUUAAUUAUAUUGAAUGCUUGUUGAUUUAGUCUGCUACCUCAGAACUGGCUAGGUCUAGAUGCCUCGUAGCCCUAAAAUCUGGGACCAAUCUAUCCUGAUUAAAGAGCUAUUACACAAAAAAAAAAAAAAAAAAAUCAACAUUUGCUUAAUGAAAGAAAAUAUGGUGCUUCACAGCAGCUGUUCUGUGAGUGUUGAGAAUUAAUUUCUCCGUUAUACAUUUUUUUUUUGUAUCAUGUUGAGAAUGAAUAAACAUCUGUUAAAAAAAAGAGGGAA